UAGAUCCCACUCACAUCCUUUCUUUAUCUGCGUCAUCCUUCUUCUCCUUCCUUGGAAUGGAGCGAGACGGAGAGCGGCACUACCUGUGAAUCCAUGUGGCCGUUGCUCUCGUGGAAGCAUCAGACACAGCAUUGGCUUCUUGUUCUAGCUGAGCUGGUUUAGGACGUGGGCGAUGGACCUCAGCUCGCUCGUCGAGGUGCUAAUGCACGGGGAGGAGCAAUUGAGGCAGCUCGAAGCGUGCCUCGAUGUGCAUUCGCCUGUGGAGCACAAGAAGCAGCUCGUGCUGCAGGCGCAGUCUCACUUCAAGCGGGCUAUUUCCAUGGCCAAAUCCAUCGACCACGAGCGGUUCCGGCAGGGGCCCGGCGCCAGCGCCGCAGCGUUGGACUCGCCGCGUUCCAACAGCGGCGGGAGCGACAACUCCGACAAGGCCCUGAAGGAACAGGAGCGCAGGGAGAUGUGCAAGAAGAGGAAGACUCUGCCGAAAUGGACCAGCCAGAUUCGAAUCUCGUCGAGCGAAGGGGUGGAUGGGCUCGACGACGGCCAUAGCUGGAGAAAGUACGGGCAGAAGGAGAUCCUUGGAGCCAAGUACCCAAGAGGCUACUUCAGAUGCACUCACCGCAACACCGUCGGAUGUUUCGCCAUGAAGCAAGUGCAGAGAUCCGACGACGACCCCUCCGUCUUCGACAUCACGUACCGAGGAGAGCACACUUGCCCCCAGAAGCCGCGAACCGUCGCGACCUCGGCCCUGCACCGACCAGACAUCCACCAAAGCCAGCAGCGUCCUCGUCAAGAUCAGCAGCUGCUUUUGAGCUUCCAAACCAGCCUGAAGGUGAAGACAGAAGGCUCGAGCUUCGAAGACCCAGACCAGAAUUCUCCCUUCUCCUUCUCUUCGACCCCGAUGAGCACUUUGUGUACGCCCCCAACCCCAGAGAACAAGUUCAUGGGCAGCUUCUCGCCAUCACCAUGCCGGGCGAGCAGCUUCGGAGAGGCUCCACCUCUGCAUAUAACAGAGUCCGACCUCAGUGACUUCAUCUCUGCCACGACCUCAGCAGCCACCUCCUCCGCCAUGGACAUCGCCUUCAUGCUUGACUCAGUGGGGUUCGACCCAGCUUUCCAUUUCGAUGCUUCGAGCUUCCUCCAUAACCUGUGACCGACAGAGAAGCAGAGCAGUACGUGAAGCCCCUUCUCAAUCAUUUUGAGGAAUUCUUCCCUUAUAACAUAAGUAGAAUUUGCAAUGGCAUCUGCUGCUGCCUUUUUGCUAUAGAUUUUAACUUGAAUUUGGUGUUUCAAUUAGCAGUGUGUAGAUGAGAGAUGAUGUACUCUGUAGUAGAACAUAGUCGUAGUGUGACGCUUGUGAUUGGAACUCCAGCAUCUCAAGAUAAAUCUAUUUCCUUGGAAUGUCA
Musa acuminata AAA Group (dessert banana) is the source of this 1403-nucleotide messenger RNA. Its product is annotated as probable WRKY transcription factor 41. The record is from RefSeq and is a predicted model, not a curated record. The transcript has 3 exons. Gene Ontology annotation, cellular component: nucleus. Gene Ontology annotation, molecular function: DNA-binding transcription factor activity; transcription cis-regulatory region binding. Bases 173 to 1150 code for a protein of 325 amino acids. NCBI's taxonomy places the organism in Eukaryota, Viridiplantae, Streptophyta, Magnoliopsida, Zingiberales, Musaceae. Gene Ontology annotation, biological process: regulation of DNA-templated transcription.